Messenger RNA from Eucalyptus grandis, 1290 nucleotides. RefSeq names its product calcium uniporter protein 4, mitochondrial. Gene Ontology annotation, biological process: mitochondrial calcium ion homeostasis; calcium import into the mitochondrion. The transcript is spliced from 2 exons. NCBI's taxonomy places the organism in Eukaryota, Viridiplantae, Streptophyta, Magnoliopsida, Myrtales, Myrtaceae. The coding region runs from base 39 to 1067 and encodes 342 amino acids. Gene Ontology annotation, cellular component: mitochondrial inner membrane; uniplex complex. The record is from RefSeq and is a predicted model, not a curated record. Gene Ontology annotation, molecular function: uniporter activity; calcium channel activity.
ACAUAAGUCUAAAGUCCUCCCUCUCUCUCUCUCCCCCAAUGGCUUUCCGGAAUGCACUAGUAAGGCGCUUCUUCGACGGUUACAGAGCAGCGUCGCCGGCGGUGACUCUGGAGAACUCUCCGGGCCCCUUUCCCUCACUUCAGGCCCUGACUUCCCUAGUUCCCGCCAAAACCGGCUUCUGCCGCGAGUUCCUGACCUCGCCGGAAUCCACUGACAGAGGAAUUCUGCGGCGGGCGCCGAACCGGUCUUCCAGAGCGCUGCCGGAGCUUCUAUCCCUCCCCACCGGCGACAAGCUGAGGGAGAAGCUCCGAGGCGACGGAGUCGCCGUAGAUCUCCGCCUGCCCGAAGGGCCCUCACCAACGUCGGCGGCGGCGGCGGCCAGAGGCGAGGCGUACGGGCUGACCGUUCGGGAUGCGAGGAAGAUCCUGAGGUUUUAUCAGGUGGAGAAGGUGAAGGCGAGGCUGAGGGGGAUGCCGGAGAGCUCGAUUUCGUAUGGCGAGUUCGUGAGGAUCUGCGUGGAGGAGUGCAAGGAGGAAGGUCGAGGGAUGGAGGUGGCGAAGACGAUGGACGAGUCCGGGAACGUCAUCGUCUUCGGAAACGUGGUUCUUCUCAGCCCGGAGCAGGUGGCCGAGUCGAUGCAGAGCCUGAUCUCCGGAUCCAUACCCGUCCCAAACGACCCGAGGCGAGAGGAGCUGCAGCAGAUGGAGGCCCGAAAGGCCGCGAUCGACGUGAGGGCCCGGGGGCAGGUCCGGGCCGAGCUUUACUGCGGGCUGGGCUUGACGAUGGUCCAGACCCUCGCGUUCAUGAGGCUCACGUUCUGGGAGCUGAGCUGGGACGUGAUGGAGCCCAUUUGCUUCUUCGCCGCGUCGCUCCACUUCGUGGCCGCGUACGCCUUCUUCCUCAGGACGUCCCGCGAGCCAUCCUUCGAAGGUUUCUUCAGGCGCCGGUUCGAGACGAAGCAGCAGAAGCUCUUCGAGGCCUGCGGCUUUGACGUCCAAAGGUAUCGCGAGCUUAGGGCGUGGUUCGGGCCUAAGACUUCGGGUAACAUUAGCCCAAUAGGUUACUGAAUUCGACGAGUCUAAGGCCCAAGGGGGGAGAAUUGGAGAACUGGGCCACCCGAAAAAAUGAGUUGUACAGGGAAGGGGAGAGUGUGUACUUUCAUAGUCUGCAAAUUGUUCAGUGAGCUGAUGGCCUCUAAUUAGGUUACUUUUGCUCAUGUUGUAAAUAUUAGAGCGUCAUCUUAAUACAUGACAGUGCGACGCAUUGAUCGUCGUCAUGCAUUUAUUUUAA